AUGAAUUUUAUCAUAUUAUUGACUUUUUCCACACUUACAUCUGCUAACUAUUUUAAUGUUUUUAAGAGGGCAACAUGCGAUACUGGAGCUUGUGUGAGUGCUGCUCGAGCAUUAUCAGAAACUUGUGAUGUAAAUUCAAGAGAUAUUUAUAAAUGUCUUUGUAAUGAUAUGUCCGAUUCUUUCUAUGAAAACAUAAUUGAAUGUGCUCAGAACUGUGAUGAUGUUGAAAACGGAGAACAACUUCCAGAUGCAUCAGGUUUAAGGAGUGUCUACUGUGAAUUGGCUUCACAAACGGGAAUACCAACAGUUGAUUUUGGUGGUUUUGGUGGUGGCGAUUUUGGAGAUUUUUCUGAUUUUGUAACACCAACAUUUGAUUUUGAUUCUGUUCUUUCCACUAUUCAAGGUGGGUCAGCAGAAUCAGAAGAAACUGGUUCAGGCUCAACAGCUAAAACUACUGGUUCCAGUUCCGGUUCCGGCUCAAAAACUACUGGUUCUGGUUCUGGUACAGCAAAAUCUGGAACAAAUGCUUCAGAAACUAAAAACCUGGAAACUAUGUCGGAAGAAUCUGCUUCUGCUGAAGCACACGAAACUUCAGAAACGACAACAAGUGCUACGGGUGCCGCUGCCUUGAACAGUGUUUUAUCCAAUGUUAUUUUGAUGCUAGCAAUUUUGAUUUAA
Molecule: messenger RNA, 678 nt
Organism: Candida tropicalis MYA-3404
Lineage: Eukaryota; Fungi; Ascomycota; Pichiomycetes; Serinales; Debaryomycetaceae
Exons: 1
Coding region: 1-678 (225 amino acids)
Source: RefSeq, a predicted model, not a curated record